Messenger RNA from Osmia bicornis bicornis, 531 nucleotides. RefSeq lists its product as uncharacterized. The coding region runs from base 1 to 531 and encodes 176 amino acids. The record is from RefSeq and is a predicted model, not a curated record. Lineage: Eukaryota; Metazoa; Arthropoda; Insecta; Hymenoptera; Megachilidae. The transcript has a single exon.
AUGACAAAUUCCUACUUCUCCGAGGACAUCUUCGACAAUACGGAAGCGGCCUUCCUCGCCGCCCCCGACGCUCUGACGGCAGCCUUAUCUGCGGACAACGAAGCAGCAAGUAACCCUUGUAAUAUAAGCUCCGUUUCUUGUCAUCGCGAAUCCGCGCCGGCUGUCAAAUUCCCUCGCAUUGAAUUGCCUAAAUUUUCCGGGGAUAAUACCGAGUGGGAAAACUUUAGAGAUCUCUUUCACGCUUUAGUGAGUUCAAAUGAAGCGUUGUCCGACGUUCAAAGGUUGCACUAUUUAAAAGUAAGUUUGACCGGUGCAGCUUCUCUUUUGUUAAAAAAUGUUUCCACUUCCGCGGCGAAUUACGAAGCAGCGUGGAGAUUGUUGACAGACAGAUACGCGAACGAACGCGCGCUCAUAACUGCUCAUUUAAAAAUGUUAUUUGACUCACCCCCGAUCGGAUCUGCCGUUUUAAACGAUCUAAGGAGCUUACGUGAUAGAUCUCGCGCCACUUUAACGGCAUUAAAGAAUUUAUAG